Molecule: messenger RNA, 5312 nt
Organism: Melanotaenia boesemani (Boeseman's rainbowfish)
Lineage: Eukaryota; Metazoa; Chordata; Actinopteri; Atheriniformes; Melanotaeniidae
Product: cohesin subunit SA-2
Exons: 32
Coding region: 604-4167 (1187 amino acids)
Biological process (GO): sister chromatid cohesion
Cellular component (GO): nucleus; cohesin complex; chromatin
Molecular function (GO): chromatin binding
Source: RefSeq, a predicted model, not a curated record
GCUGUGGCAGCGGAAAACCAAAGCGGACGAAACAUGCCUGCUGUCACCGUCACAAGAGGCGGGAUCUUAUUUGGAGUGACGUUUAAGAAUGGCCAAUCACAUGUCUCUAUUUCAGAUCAGUAGCCAAUCAAAAUGGGUUAGGCUGUCCAAAAACUUGACUGUGAGAACCGGGGCAAAGAAGGAGGAUAUCUGAGGAAGCGUUUGAAUUAUUUUUGUCUGACAGCUUUAAAACUGAGAACCUACAUAUCAGUGAACAUUGCAAAAAAGAUGAAUCUAUGUGAAAAAGGUAAGUUAGAAAAGUUUUGGAGGGACCUAGUUGGAUUUUGUUUUGUCUGCUUGUCAGUGUUAAUUUGUGCUCUCUUUUUAUCCUGUUAUGUAAAGCACUAACGUUACUCCAAAAAAUUAUUGUUUAUAUUUUGGCUUUUAUAAAUAAAAUAAAAAUAAAAAGAUCUCUUGCUAGUGUCAGGAUAGUAAAGUAUAAAGUUCAACCCUUGUGACGCCAAGCACCCACCGUGCCGAGGUGUCUUUGAGCAACCCAAAUCCCAGCUCUUCCCAGUGGAGAUGCAGAAACACACACUUGAAUCCUGAAGAUCUGAGAAGGACAUGAUACCAGAGCCCUCAGCUUCAGCUGCAUCCAGGUCCACAGAGCAGAAUACAAACUCUCACGUGGAGGCAACUUCCUCUGGGGCUGUCAAUCACUCAGAGGAUGAUUCAGGGAAUGAAAACAGACAGAAAAAUGUGAGACGCAGGAAAAGGGCGCACAAAUUCUUGGAGAAUGUCACACGCAAAAGAGCCAAAGCCAGCUGCAGCAGUGCGACCAGAGCAGGGGGCCGACAUGGUAAACAGAAGCAGGUGGAGGCCGUCACUUUGUUUGAGGUGAUCACCAUGGGCAAGAAUGCCAUGCAGGUGGUAAUAGAUGACUGGAUCGAGGCCUAUGUCACUGACAGAGACUCUUCUCUCCUCGACCUCAUCAGCUUCUUCAUCCAGUGCUCCGGGUGCAAAGGUGUGGUCACAGCAGAAAUGUGUCAGAGCAAAGAAGACAGUGAAAUCACGAGUAAGAUGGUUGAGGAGCUGGAUGAGGCUGCUGGUCUGCAGUAUAAGAAGUUUCUGGCUUUUCCAUGGAUCCUCACAGUCACAUGGCCUCUGGAUACAGAUAGUGCGGAGUAUCCUCUCGUGCAGUCCGGAGCGUAUGGCCGCUGGUUUCACUCUGAGUUCUGUGACUUCGUCUCGGUGCUGGUGGCUCAGGGUCAGGACAGCGUCAUCUUCGACAGCUACCUGAUGAACACCCUCAUCUCGCUGCUUACCGAGCUGUCAGACUCGUACGUCCGAGCAUUCAGACACACCUGCACGCUUGCAGCGGUGAAGCUGCUGAGCUCUCUGGUGGGUGUGGCUCUCAGUCUGAGCGUUGGGAUUGAAAACAGUCAGAAACUGUAUGAUGUGCAAAGGGCAAAGACGGCGAGACAAAAAAGCACACAACAUCUGGAGAGGAUACAGAAGAAGAUCACAGAGUCGCAGGAGAGGCGGGCAGAGAUUGAAAGCAUGUUGGAUGUCAUUUUUAAAGCAGUUUUUCUGAAGCGAUAUCGUGAUGUUCUCCCAGAAAUUCGCUCUAUCUGUAUGGAGGAGUUGGGUUUGUGGAUGAAGCUCUACAGUUCUGUGUUUCUUAAUGAUAGUUACCUCAAAUAUAUGGGCUGGAUGAUGAACGACAAGAUACCAGAUGUGCGUCUCAAGUGUGUGUUAGGUCUGCAGGGCCUGUAUGCAGAUCCCCUACUGCUGCCUAAACUUGAUCUGUUCACCACUCGCUUCAAGGAGCGGAUGAUCUCCAUGACGCUGGAUAAGGACAGUGAGGUGGCGGUGCAAACCAUGAAACUACUGGUACUUGUUUCCAAAUCAUCUGAUGAUGUGCUCACUCCAGAGGAUUAUAAGCAGCUUCUCCAGCUAGUUUACUCCUCCCAGCGCCCUCUUGCGGCCACUGCAGGAGAGCUGCUCUUCUCAAGGCUUCUCCAUGCCGUAGUCCCUGCAUCUGAUUCUCAGGAUGAAACGAAUGAAGAGGAAGCACACAGACAACAAACAUUUGCCAGGCUGAAAGCUCUGCUGCAGUUCUAUCAGGAGUCUGAGUUGCACAAGCACGUCGUGUACCUGGUGGACAGUCUGUGGGACUGUGGUGGAGCUCUGCUGAAGGAUUGGCCCACAGUCACAUCUGCACUGCUGCAGGACCCCUCCCCAAACAGACAAGGUUUUACACCCGCUGAACAAGCAGUGCUUGUGGAGAUCCUGGUUGCGUCUGCACGUCAGGCCUCAGAGGGACCGGUGCUGGCCGGGAGGAGCGGAGCAAAGAAGUGUGUGUUACAGGUGAUGAAUGCAAGAGAAAAGAAAACUCAGACAGAUGACUGUCUUAAGCUCACUGAGCAUCUUCUUACGAUGCUUCCCAAGUUACUCUCUAAGUUUUCAUCUAGCGGGGACAUCGUUGCCGCCCUGAUCAGGAUUCCUCAGUACUUUCUGCCUGAGUGUCCAGAAGCUGAAAACACGCAGGUAGUUUCCAGCCUGAUGGCGGAGAUGGCUGCUGUUUUGGACCUCCACUCGGGCCCUGCAGUCCUGGAAGCAGCGGCCCGAACAUACCUCAGUCUGUGUGCAGAAGGGGCAGCCUGGAGCUCUGCAGCCAGAGCCGCCAGAGACUCUCUGGUCCAGCGAUGGGUGGGCCAGCUGACAGAACUGCUGGAGGACUCGCUCAGGGGCGGCAGUUUCUCUGCUGAUGAGGAGAAGCUCAAAGAAAUCGUAGCAAUGCUGAAGAAACUCAGAGCUUUUCACAACUGUCAUGACCUCAGUCAGUGGAGUGUGUUUGAUCUGCUGUCUCCUCUGCUGUCAGUGGAGAGCAGCCAGGGAGGAGCGCCGCCCGAGGUGCUGGAGGAGGUGCUGCAGUGCUUGUCCUUCAUCAUGCUCUGGUCUCUCAACACGAGCAGUGAAACUCUAACCAGCAGAGAGAAGGCUGUGGCCCAGAGGCUCCAGCUGCGUCUCUUCUGUGAGAGGAGUCAUCACUGCCUUUCCCACUGCAACCACAGCGUGAGGAUUCAGGCUUUUCUGGGCGUGUGUGACGUCCUGACAGCUCAUUCGUACCAGCUGCACAUGUGGGAUCCCACCUGCUUUGGUCCACUGCUGUACACACCCAGUCCCAAACUGCAGAGGGCACUGUUGGCCUUUGUAUGCUCGCACGUCUUUGCUGGCCUGGAUUGUGACAGCCAGAGCAAGGUCAGUGAAAACUCUGAGGUGGACAGGCUGGAGGACCUUCACAGAAGAAGAAAUAUGCUCGCAGCCUUCUGUAAGCUGAUCGUACACGGAGUGCUGGAGAUGAGCACGGCAGCUGAGGUCUUCAUGUACUACAUGAAGUAUUACAGUGACUUUGGAGACAUCAUCAAGGAGACAAUGUGCAGGACACGGCAGAUAGAUAAAAUCGAGAGUGCUCGUUCUCUGGUGCUCUGUUUGCAGCAGCUGUUUGUGCGCCUUAAGCGUGAGCAAGAUAGCGGUGGCAGGGCUCACCCAGGAGUCCAGACUUUCACCAGCAUUAAAGAGCUGGCCAGGCGAUUUGCUCUCACUUUUGGGGACGUUGUCAAGUUUCGUGAAUGCGUUGUCAUGAUACACAGGAAUGGCAUAGAGUUUGUGUUCCAAGAAUUUAAUCAGUCUCCAGGCACAACUACACCACCGUAUCUCUCCUAUCUGACCAUCCUCAGCGAGUUCUCCAGCAAACUGCUUAAACCAGACAAGAAGACAGUGCUCUCCUAUCUGCAGAAGCACACUGCUGAAUAUAUAAUUGACCUCAGGGAGGAGUGCUGGCAGCCACUUAUCUAUUAUCGUGCAUCUUUACUGGCUGCAGCUGAAGCAGAAGAUGCUGUAUCAUACGUUAGCUCAGACAGGAGGCCCAAUCUACACAAUCGCUCUCCUUUCUCCAAACAGAAACCAGAAGUGAGCAAGUCACCGUGUCCAUUUAGUCCGGUUGACUCCAAAGUUAGUAAAGGUCAUAGACUGGGUACCAGUCCAAGUCAUCAGGAGAAGAUGGGUGAUGCAGAUCCAUUCUCUGUCCCCCUGGAGCCUCCAGCGAAAAGCCUCAACACUGAAGGAUCUGUCCUCAGUAUCACCAACGAGCCAGAUGAUGGCACGGUGGAGGUUGAGCUUUAAGUAUGAAGAGGUUGGAGGGAAACUGUUCUCCUGUUUGAACACCUCACGGAACAUCUUUCUUUAUUUUGCACCAUGUAACCGUUGUCUUCUCCAUUAUGAUAUGCUAACCUCCAGGCUUCCGUGUUUUGCUAAAUUUCUUGAUCAUGCAGUAUUUUAAGCUAUUAGACAGAAGCCGUCCUAAAGGAUGAGUGUUCAUAGUCUAUUUCUCUCAUUCCAAGACCAAAACCAAUUAGCUGAAGGUUUAUGUUAUAUAAUUGCAGUGUACACACAGUACAAGUCAGACCUAUGAAAUCCUUCCUUCUGCCACAAAUACGCUGGUUCACCAAUAGUUGGUGCUAAAAGCACUGACCUGACAUGUACAACGUAUUCCAGUUUUAGCAUAUUAUGUCCUAUAUUUGCUAAAACUAAGGAUCUCUGUUUUUAUUCAAAUAAUCAGGCCCAAUUUAAAAGCAAAUAGUGGUAAUCUGCUUUUCGAGAUUGACUUUUUUUUCAGGAGAAAUGUCUAGAUUUAAGAAGGCCAAACUCCUGUGGCAAGAUUUUGUAAAGUACUACAGAAGAGCGAGCUGCAGCAGAUGGUUAAAACAGUCCAGGACAUCAUCUGCACUAAUCUGCUGAGCAUCAGUAAUAUUUAUCAAAAUUUUGACCAGAUUUAAAUAGAUUUAGCACUUAUUGCAUAAGCCAGGGUUUUAACUGUAUGAGAGCUGGAAUGUUCCUCACUUUUGCAUCACUUUGGAUAAAAGCUUCUGCUAAAUGUCCGUUCAAAAGAAGCUAAAAGACUAAAUCCACCCUUCCUGAUUACAGGGUCUGUUUUUAUUUUUCUCAGGCUGACAUUACAGAACUUUUACGUUUCUGACUUGAUUUUUCUUGUUUUGUAAGAAGGGGACUACCUCUUAAAUUCUGUUAAUCUCUGGAUGAAACAGACAGGAUGUGAAGUCAACAGUCAGUUACAUAUCAUUAUCGCUUUUUUUGAUGAGCUUUGAAAAAUAUCUGCUUCCAUCAGGUUUUUAUUACUCAUAAAUGACUUUAAAUUAAGGACCAUUUGUAUUGUUUGUAUGGAACUAUUAUCUUUAAAGAACAGUUGUACUGUAAACUGUACUUGAAUGUUGCAGGGGACAUUAAGUUAUCUUUAUCCAUUUUGGAUUAUA